AACCUAACACGAUAUUAAUAACCCUUAAAGUCUCUAUCUAAACCUUUUAACAUUUUGCCACAAAUUUGAAAAUGAGCACCGCUAACUAAUCGGUGGAGAAUUACGUUUAUCCUCGGAAUUGGCCUGAGACAUGAAUCCAAUUGGCAGUCCUGUUCCCAAAGAAGGGUUGGUUAUAGGAAAACAAACGAAACCAACGCAUUUAGAGACAACAUUCCGAAUAACCCCAGGAAAUUAUCAAAUCCAAGGGAGCAUGUGGGUGUCCCGACGGCUCCCAUGUCCAUGGAUCAAGUGUGCAUCAUCCGUGAGUGGAUUCCGUUCUAGUGGGUUGAGCUCGUCCUAUCCGCCGUCUUUGAGCUUCAGAGGCGUGUCCUCAUCAACGUUUCACGAUGAUAGAAAAGUGGAAACCAAAUCGAAUCCGGAUGCUUCAUCCAAGGCCGUGCAUUUAUCCUAUAAGGCCUAUGAAUCCCGUCCUAAGAAAGACAAACCCAUGACGAAAUCGCCUUUGGUCAUUCAACACAGUCUCUUGGGCAGCAAAACCAAUUGGAAGAAUAUUGCCAAGGAAAUCAAUCACUUGACUCGGCGAAAAGUCGUGACGGUGGAUGCCCGUAAUCAUGGUGAAAGUCCGCGAGAGCCUUCAAUGUCGUACAACCUCAUGGCCAAAGAUCUCAGGCUUCUUUUGGACCACCUUCAACUGGACAAAGUCUCCUUUAUGGGACAAACCAUGGGUGGACGAAUUGGCAUGAUUUUGGCACUGACCCAGCCACAAUUAAUCGACAAGCUCGUUUGUGUGGAUGCCACGCCCUUUGAUUCUGAGAUUAGCAUCAAUCGUUGGCGAACCCUGAGGCAAGCUUGCGCUCACCUUCAAAAUUUGGAACACGAACUCCGGUCCGUCCAUGGGAUCGAGAGGAGCUCCUUGGCUGAUAAGGCCAUUCAAGACAUCCUUCCCGACACCCGAGAUCGGAGUUUCUUCUUAAGCAACCUGCUUUGCGAUCCGGCAACAGGACAGAUGCCCAAUGCAAAUACUCCGUUGUGGCGAAUCAAUUUUUCGUCAUUCCUGGGCAAUCCCGACAUGACAACAUCAUUUCCGAAAUUCAAGAAUGUCAGCUUCCCAGGGAAAGUCCUUUUCAUCGCGGGAGAUCGGUCUCAAUUCAUCAAAAAAGAGGACGAGGAUCGCAUUCGAGACCUCUUUCCCAACGCUAGAUUUGCGUGGAUCCCCAAUUGUGGGCAUUGGGUUCAAACCGACAAACACGUGCAGUUCCUUAAAACGGUUGUUCCAUUUUUGGAAGGAAAAUAAACGGCAUUAUUUUAA
Tigriopus californicus is the source of this 1309-nucleotide messenger RNA. Its product is annotated as protein ABHD11-like. Lineage: Eukaryota; Metazoa; Arthropoda; Copepoda; Harpacticoida; Harpacticidae. The transcript has 4 exons. The coding region runs from base 131 to 1294 and encodes 387 amino acids. Gene Ontology annotation, cellular component: mitochondrion. The record is from RefSeq and is a predicted model, not a curated record.